Molecule: messenger RNA, 2039 nt
Organism: Kogia breviceps (pygmy sperm whale)
Lineage: Eukaryota; Metazoa; Chordata; Mammalia; Artiodactyla; Physeteridae
Gene: GFRA4
Product: GDNF family receptor alpha 4
Biological process (GO): nervous system development
Cellular component (GO): external side of plasma membrane; signaling receptor complex
Molecular function (GO): glial cell-derived neurotrophic factor receptor activity
Source: RefSeq, a predicted model, not a curated record
UGUGGGCGUUGCUGUGUGUGUGUUGGGGGGUGUGGUGGGAUCCAUCUAGGCACAUUCAGGCACUGGACUCAGUGGCUCCCAGAUCUGUGUGAAGGUGCAGCCCGGAUGGGGACUCAUUGGGGGCGGGGGUCAUUCCUGAUGCAAAGGCUCCUCCCCCCAGAAGAGCACGUCAGCGGAGACACUUGGGUUUCCAUCUCAUAUGGCUCAGGGGCGCUGGGAAGGAGGCACCUGUCUGACUGGGGCUCUGCCUCUGGUCGUCCUCUCCUCUGUUUGCUGCCCGGCAUGGCCAGCUGCUUGGCACGCGCGUUGCUGCUGCUACUGCUUCUAGGGUCACCGAGCGCUGUCGCACCGAACCGAUGCGUGGACGCAGCCGACGCGUGCACCGCGGAUGCGCGAUGCCAGCGGUUGCGCACCGCGUACGUGGUGCAGUGCCUGGGUCGGGCCGCGCCGGGGGGCUGCCCCCGCGCCCGCUGCCGCCGCGCCCUGCGCCGCUUCUUCGCCCUCGGGCCGCCCGAGCUUACCCACGCGCUGCUCUUCUGCCCGUGCGGCAGCCCCGCAUGCGCCGAGCGCCGGCGCCAGACCUUCGUGCCCUCCUGCGCCUUCUCGGGUCCUGAACCGGCCCCGCCCUCCUGCCUCGCGCCCUUAGACGCCUGCGAGCACAGCCGGGUCUGCAGGCCCCGCCUCCUGGCCUUCCAGGCCUCCUGCACGCCUCCUCCCAGCAACCUGGACGGCUGCCUUCGAGACCAGGUCCCCAGCUGUCUGCGCGCCUACGCUGGCCUCGUGGGCACCGCCGUCACCCCCAACUACGUGGACAACGCAAGCGCGCGCGUGGCGCCCUGGUGCGACUGCGGAGCCAGCGGAAACCGGCGCGAGGAGUGCGAAGUCUUCCGGGGGCUCUUCACAAGGAACCGCUGCUUGGAUAGAGCCAUACAGGGCUUUGACGGUGGGUGGCCCUCAGUCCUACACGACCAGCUGGACCCCCACCAGGACCCUGAGCACAGCCUCCUACAGGUGUCCUCUGCAGAUGCGUCCCUGGAGGGGAGCUCCAUGUUCUCUGUGCUCCCUGUUCUGGCUCUCCAGCCCCUGCUCUGACUAGGACAGCAGACCUUGGACAACAGCCAACUGUCCCACCCUGCCUGGGAUACUGGGCCUCAUUGGUGACCUACUGCCCCACUGAAAAGGGACUGGCUUACCUCCCAAGCUGGCCCCAGUGCUCUUGCCCUACUGCCCUUUGCAGCUCUGGACACUUUUAUCAUGCUUUAAGGGUAGACUUAAACGGACUUGUAGGCAAAUUCCCUCUACUACUACAGCCGUCAUGGCAUCCUCCCAGUUAGGCACCACCCAUCAUGAUAGCCACCUGCACUCCAUAACUAACAUUGGCAGAGUGUUUCCUGUCCACAAUAUGCUGCUUGUUGGACAUCACCUAGAGUGAGAAUCCAGUUCCCUACAUUGCACUGGUCAUAUGGCCAUCUUCCCAGUGAUUCAGCCUGUCACUAGGAAUGGCAUCCAUAACUCAAUAAAUCCAUGUGCACUGAGACUGGCCUUGCUUUCAUGUGAUCUGUGUCCUGGGAGCCUGGAGACCAAGGUCAGCCACAGGGUGUGCCUCUGCUGGCCUCCAAGAACUUGGGUGGCCUCAGAACCUCUCCAGGCAUCAUCAUCUCAUCUGUGGAUGCUGAACUGAAUCACCUCUCAGGUCCUAGUGGCAGGGACUUUGGUUGCUUUUUAUUCUCUCAUUCUCUGCUAGUAAUCAGAUAAAGUACAUGUCCCAGCCUCCCUUGCAGUUAGGGGCUGUUCAUGUGACACAGUUCUGGCCAGUGAGUGAAAUUCACAGAUAAGCCUUCCAGGAGAGCUCUUUAAAAAGGAAAAGACUUGCUGACUGGGCCCUUUAGCCUCUGGCCUCAACCCUCCCCUUUUCUUGCCCAGAACUUGGAGGCAAUGCCUGGGAGCAUGGGCACCAUCUUGAAAGUGGAACCAUAUGACAUUGUGGCUCACCAGCCCAUCUACCUUCUUCUGGACUUUACUAUGUGAGAAAAAUGAUA